CGGACAGCCGCAGACCGCCUCCCACACAGGCCGCUCCCCCUGCCGCUGGUCGGGGCCGCGUGACGGGAUCCGGCUCCGAGUUUCACGGCGCCCGGCCCGCCUCCGCCUCAGGAACAGCAAAUCCUUUUAAUAUUCUCCACCUGUAAAAGAUGCCCUCCUACCUUCAGCUGGGAUCCACUUUGAAUUAGCCAUGUGAGAAUCAGGGCAAAACACUGGAUUAUUUUUUUUUAAGUCUGCAAGAGUAGUGUUAUUAGUUAAGAUGUCCUACUUAAUCAAUGGAAUUAAACAUUGCAGUCCUGUGAAUCAGAUUCACAAAAUAACAGGAGCUCUGUUUAAAGCGCACCUAUUAAGGAACACAUGGGGCAUCAAGGAGCAACAAUUAAAAAUCUCACGUGCAUUGUCUCAGCUUAGUUCUGAAAAGGCAAACUCUUAUAAUUAUGUCAUUGUUGGAGCUGGAUCAGCAGGGUGUGUGUUAGCCAACAGGCUGACUGAAGACCCUCACAGUACCGUACUGCUUUUGGAAGCAGGCCCUAAAGACACCCUUUUAGGUAGUAAAAGACUACUGUGGAAGAUUCAUAUGCCUGCUGCAUUAACUUAUAACCUCUGUGAUGAGAAAUAUAACUGGUAUUAUCACACAACUUCACAGAAGCAUAUGGAUAACAGAAUUAUGUACUGGCCCCGAGGAAGAGUGUGGGGUGGUUCCUCUUCUCUCAAUGCAAUGGUAUAUAUUCGUGGGCACGCAGAAGAUUAUAAUCGAUGGAGCAGAGAAGGGGCUAUAGGAUGGGACUAUGAUCAUUGCUUGCCCUAUUUUAAGAAAGCGCAGACACACGAGCUGGGAUCAGAUCAGUAUCGAGGUGGAGAAGGACCUCUUUAUGUGUCAAGAGGAAAAACAAACCAUCCUCUUCAUCAAGCAUUCCUGGAUGCAACCCAGCAAGCUGGGUAUCCCUUCACAGAUGAUAUGAAUGGUUAUCAACAAGAAGGAUUUGGCUGGAUGGACAUGACUAUACACCAAGGUAAAAGAUGGAGCACAGCUAGUGCUUACCUUCACCCAGCUCUAUCUCGCCCCAAUUUAUCAGUUACUGAGAAGACGCUUGUAACAAAGGUCUUGUUUCAAGGAACAAAAUCCAUUGGUGUUGAGUAUGUGAAAAAUGGACAAAGGGAAAAGGCUUUUGCCAGUAAAGAAGUUAUUUUAAGUGGAGGUGCCAUAAAUUCUCCACAGCUACUUAUGCUGUCUGGGAUUGGCAAUGCAGACGAUUUAAAAGAACUGGGGAUCCCUGUUGUAUGCCACCUUCCUGGAGUAGGCCGGAAUCUUCAAGAUCAUUUAGAAGUGUACGUCCAGCACAAGUGCACAAAACCUAUUACUCUAUACAGUGCACAAAAGCCAGUUAACAUGGUGAGGAUUGGUCUAGAAUGGCUUUGGAAGUAUACAGGUGAGGGAGCCACUGCUCACUUAGAAUCUGGUGGGUUUAUCCGAAGUCAGCCAGGAGUUCCUCACCCCGACAUUCAGUUCCACUUUCUCCCUUCUCAGGUGAUUGAUCACGGUCGGGUUGCUUCCACGAUGGAAGCUUACCAGGUCCAUGUAGGACCCAUGAGGAGUGCAAGUGUUGGCUGGCUAAAGCUGAAGAGUGCAGAUCCAAACGACCAUCCUAUCAUUGAGCCUAACUACAUGUCGGAAGAAAGAGAUAUUUGGGAAUUCCGCCAGUGUGUCAAGUUGACCAGAGAGAUCUUUGCUCAGAAAGCUUUUGAAAAAUUUCGUGGACCUGAAAUUCAACCAGGAAACAACGUUCAGUCUGACAAAGAAAUAGAUGCCUUUAUAAGACAGAAGUCUGAUAGUGCUUAUCAUCCUUCUUGCACUUGUAAAAUGGGUCAGCCUUCAGAUAGCACCGCUGUUGUUGAUCCCCAAACAAAAGUAAUUGGUGUUGAAAAUUUGAGAGUAGUAGAUGCCUCAAUAAUGCCCAGCAUAGUCAGUGGAAACUUGAAUGCCCCUACUAUUAUGAUAGCAGAGAAAGCUGCAGAUAUAAUUAAGGGGCUCCCAUCACUUCAGGAGAAAAACGUUCCUGUAUAUAAGCCCAAGACCUUGGAGAAACAACGAUAAACACUGUUGUCAUCCUUUCACAUUUUUGCCACUUAGUUUUUCAUCUGUGUGUUUGUAUCUCAAUUGGAAGGGCCAACAAAAUAAAUACCGUAGAAAAAUACACAUCACAGUAAAGCAGCUAUUAAUUUGGUCCAUUCUGUUAUACCAGAUUAGAUAUAUAUAUAUAUAUAUUUAAAUCAGUUGGUUCAAGCUGUUUAUUUUAGUUAGACAGGAAGAGAUCAGUGUGAGUUAUUUUGAAAGUCUUUAUGAUAAGUCUUAUUAUUUAAAGGAAGAAUUUUAACUGUUUUGAGAUUAUUACCCAAGAUUACAGCUACUCAGUAAUUCCCACAUUCUGCAAAGUAAAUGCAAGCAUUUAUGUACUUACAGGCCAAAGUAGUAGUAUCAGAAUUCACAGAAGAGACACUUAACAUGUCCAGAGCUUGUCAGAUGUGUUUUUUAUGGAAAGAAUGCAUAAUUUACAAAUCUUUUCUAGAAGUUGGACUUUACUAUACUUAGCACUCUUAACUUAGAAAAAAAGACAUAAAAUACAUUUAUCAAAAACUUUUCUUCUAAUAAAUGAAGAAAUAGAACUGAUAUUUAUAAAAGCAUAUUGGAAAGCUGGAUUUUACCCUUGCUUUUUUUUUUUUUUAAUUUUUUUCAAGAAACAAUAGAAUUCAGUUUGCAAUUUAAGCUCAUUUAGUUGUGCUGCUUUAUCUUGUACCAUUGUAAGGGAUCCACAUGCCCAAUAAUUUCCAUAAAGUUACUGAUCUUUGCUCAAAGAUGAGUGCAUGCAAAUAUACAAAUAGUGUGCCCAACUACCAAUCAAAAAUAAUUAAAAAUAUUUAUAGCUGAGGUAGCUUUAAAAUGGAAGUUCACUCAAAAUAACUACAUUAACUAAGAUAUCAGUGAUAUGAGUAGAGAUCUUUUUGAAUUCAAAGGCAAAUGACUUACUCAGUAAACCAAUGCUAUACUUCAGUUAGGGCUUAAAUCUUUGUUUACUAUCUUCAGAUAUGUCAAACAAAUGCAUGAUCUUCAUGGCUGUUUCUGUGUGUGUCUAACUUACUGGUGCUGAACUGAAAAACAAAGGAACAAAAAUAAUACACCUAAAGAAAAGGAAUUCAUUAACUGGAACCAAAUCCAUUUAAUUCCAUGGAUUUGUUAAGUAGUCCAAGCUAACUUCAGACUAAAUAAUUGUUGAAUUAUAAAGCAAAUGCUUCUGUACCUUCCGAUUGCUCAGUAGUUCCCGUGAACAGAAUAUGCCUUUCUUUUUCCCCAGGAAAAGUGGAAUUUUACACCAUUUGAGCAAACUGAAAAAAAAAAAACAAAUUUCAAAAAAGCUGCUGACUCAGAUGUUGGCUAGAGGGACAACUGCAGAUGUUUAGGGCAGAUUUUUCUACCUAGUGCUGCUGCAAAGUAAUGGUUGGAAGCCCUGCUGCUAGCUGAGAGAAAGGACUUAAUUGAUCAGAGUAUCUGUAUAAAGAGUAAAUAAAAAAUUUGAAGAUGGAAGGGGAUAGAAGUGAACAUCACUCCCAAAGGAAACAGGUAAACCCUUUCUAUGUACGAUAUAUAUUUGCCUGGAAUGUGGGGAACAAAAAGAAUAUUUUAAGUCAGAGGUGAUUGAUUGGCUGUAUUAGUAAGACAAUUCACCUGCCAUGACUGUGCCUUUAGGGAGAGCAUGAAUUAUGUAUAAUGUACCACUUUUAUAGUAACUAACAGCUUCCAUUCAGCAGCUAUUCUUCUGAGAUCUUCAUUUAAAGAAACUCACUGUAUCUUAGUGUCAUUUAGGAUAUGAACUAUUAAGGAUGUUCAGAAUAAUACCAGUGAUGAGACUCACCGCAGUCCCGUGCACUUGAGAGAGGAAGCAAUUUGGAAAGAUGUGACAGUGAAGUUCCUGCGUUUGCAGAUUCACGACAUGGGUUUCCAAUCUAGACAUGCAGCAUGGGAAUUGUUAUUAUGCAACUGCAGAGGAUUAACUAGUUGCUAUAUUAUAUAACUUGAACACACACAGAGCUGUCAUCUGCCAUUAUUUCAAGUUCUGAGAGAUUAGGAAAUGGUGAGGUUAGAUAAACGUAUAGAAUUGCAUGUGUCUUACAUUCACGUCUUGCAGCUUUUAACAAUCAAGUUAUGUGUUGCUGCAUUGUGUAAUCAGACGAUCAGGCAUUUGUUCUGAAGCAUCAUCUUUUCUCACAGUUCUAAACAUACAGCCUUGCAAGUUAUUCUAACAUUUGAAGAUUUUUUUCACUGCUGCGCAGCUGUAGCUGCCUUAUUAAUUUAGACCUCACCGCUACAGAUCUGCAUGUCUCCUUCAUGCAUUUCCUUUGAUGUAGUCCUAAGGAAAUUCUUCAGGUAUUUGAAAAUGUUGUCCUGGGAUAAUUUUUAGGUAGCAUCAAGCAGCCAUUAGAUUCUCCUGCACUCUGUGUGUCUGCUGGGAUUGAAUUUCUAUUACAAUUGUUCUUACUCCUAGCAGAGUUCAGUCUGCUAAGGGUGCUUAGAACAGAUAAAAAUGUUCUAAUGUGCUCUGUGGAGCACUGGGAGCCUGCAAGUUAAAUAUCAGCCAUUUACACACCUUAUGAAUAUUGCGGAUCACAGGACAUUAUUUAACAAAAUAAUAUAGUGGUUAAGCAAAUAUUAUUUCCAUUUCUAUUCAGAUAUUUUUUCUAUAGAUAAGCAGAUGAUAGUAUAUUAUGUAUUCAAAGAGUUCACUGUCAGAGUUUUUUGAUGUAAGAACUGGGAAAUUCCUAGAACUGCCAGCCUGGCUUCAACCAGCAAUGGUACUGUAAGUGCCAGCAGCAGCAUUUCCAUGGGAACAGCUUUGGAGACAGCUGGAUGUCUCUGGCUGGGGGCAAUAAGAUUAAGAAAGAAAAGUGACCAAACUCCUUUCUUUCUGUACUUGAAUCUCAGUUCAAAUUGCUUUAGUAUGAGAAGUGCUAUUAAAAGCAGCAGAAAAUAGCUGUAUUUGUAAAACUGCAUUUUGUUUCAUUUAAGGACACUCAAGAUUGUGUACGCCAUUCCAGUGAUGUUCUGAUGUUUCUCCAGCUUAAAAUACUUUAAAAUAAUUUUCAAGUGUAUGAUUUCAAUUACUCUGCAACUAAGUAAGGCAACUGGGAAAGUAAAUAGUGGGGUUGUUGUAACAGACAUUUUCUGUAACAGAAACAUAUUAAAGUAUUUGUACAUCUUAUUAAAAUAAUAGUUACAUGACAUGGAUUGUUGGGGAAAAAAUAAAAGCAUUUGUGCAUCUUGUAA
Molecule: messenger RNA, 5317 nt
Organism: Tympanuchus pallidicinctus (lesser prairie-chicken)
Lineage: Eukaryota; Metazoa; Chordata; Aves; Galliformes; Phasianidae
Gene: CHDH
Product: choline dehydrogenase
Exons: 9
Coding region: 260-2095 (611 amino acids)
Cellular component (GO): mitochondrial inner membrane
Molecular function (GO): flavin adenine dinucleotide binding; choline dehydrogenase activity
Source: RefSeq, a predicted model, not a curated record